This is a messenger RNA of Plectropomus leopardus (leopard coralgrouper), 332 nucleotides long. The record is from RefSeq and is a predicted model, not a curated record. Lineage: Eukaryota; Metazoa; Chordata; Actinopteri; Perciformes; Serranidae.
ACAACCUGUUGAUCGAUUACCAGUUUACCUUCAGCUUGCUUCAGGAGGAUGACCGCCACUACACCAGCAUCAACUUCAUGGCUACACCUGAGCAGGCCAACAAGAACCUCGACAUGUCCAUCAACGCCUCGAACAACUUCAACCUCAACAUCACUUGGUCUUUGAGCUCAACAGCUGGCACCAUCUCGGGGGAAGAGAUGCCGAUCAUAGCGAAGACCAACAUCAAGGAGCACCGGGACAGUUUCUCCUGUGAAAAGUUCAACUUCAGACUCCACCACAACAUCACCUUCUACGUCUACGUGUCCAACUUCAGCUGGCCAAUCAAGAUCCAG